Molecule: messenger RNA, 1317 nt
Organism: Tympanuchus pallidicinctus (lesser prairie-chicken)
Lineage: Eukaryota; Metazoa; Chordata; Aves; Galliformes; Phasianidae
Gene: CCDC32
Product: coiled-coil domain containing 32
Exons: 4
Coding region: 204-737 (177 amino acids)
Biological process (GO): cilium organization
Source: RefSeq, a predicted model, not a curated record
AACUCAGGUACCAAUCGGCGCUCUGCCAGAAGUCGCUGUGACUUCCCGUGUUGGCGGUGCUGAGGCGCCGGGGGACGAUUGGAGCGGUUCUGCUGUGACCCGAACAACCACGUCCCGGAGAGCUGUGGUGACAGGAGUCGAGGGGGUGCCGGAACACUGCGGCCUAACACCGUGAGAGGCUCUUCGGGCCCUGAAGGGCCUUCAUGAUGAGAACGAUUGAGAGCAUCAACUCCAUGGUCAUCAGGCCCAGCGAGGACCUCUGGGCUGAAAUCUGCUCGUGUCUGCCACAUCCAGACCAGAAGGAUGCCAGUGAGGCCUUCACUGAUUCAUUCCUGGAUUCCUACAAAAACGGAGGAAGCCAGGGUAAUGGGGUCUCUUCCCAACCAAACCCAAAGCCCUGGGCGCCCCUGAAUGACUCAGAGAUGUAUUUAGCAUCCCUAGAGAGAAAGCUGAUGAGAAUUAAAGGUUUGUCUGAAGAGGUGACCUCCAAGGACAUGCUGCGUACUCUGUCACAAGCUAAGAAGGAAUGCUGGGACAGGUUCCUCCAGGAGAAGUUUGAGUCUGAAUUUUACAUAGAGGGACAUGAAUCUGAUGAGAGCACCCUGGAGCAUCUAAAGCGAUGGCUGCAACCUGAUAAAGUGGCCAUCAACGCUGAAGAGGUACAGUACCUCAUCCCUCCAGAAUCACAGGUAGAGAAACAGGAGACUGAAGAAGAGCAUCCAGCUGCUGAGCAGUGAGAUAUGCAGCAACCAUGCCACAGAGCUGUCUCUUGUCCAACCCUGAUGAAGCUGUGUGCAGCAACAGUAAUGCUAGGAAGAGGGUGGGGGUGGGUAAUGAGUGCCAAUUGUCAGCCAUUUAAAGACAAUGAAAUGAAAUCCAACAAGAAAACAGCACUGGACCUCCAAGGAUAUCGACUGGCAUUUUUUGUGGACAAGAGUGGAACAGAAUUUGCUGAACUGAAACCCUUUUUUGAUGUAGUCCUAGUGUGUUAGCAACCAAAUCAUUCUGGCAUGAACGUGAAUUGUUUGUAACUCAUCAGGAGGCAUAUUGAACUGUAGCAGUUGUUUAGAAGCAUCAGAAAACAUAAUGGUCUAGAAUAGAACAGAUAAAACAACGUUGACAUUAAAGGUUGAUAGAGGGAAGCAGCGUACAUCUUCUGUCAGAUAAAGAAAGCUCUUACCAGGGAAAUUGGAGGGGUAGUUCUAGUAGCUUAAGCGCAUUAGAUUGUUCAUUGUGUAUGAAAUUACACUUUUAAAAGGAGCUUAUCACGUUCACUGUUUCCUAUCUCUGUUAGUUAUAAAUGUGCUGUUUCAUUCA